Pecten maximus is the source of this 3235-nucleotide messenger RNA. Its product is annotated as UPF0394 inner membrane protein YeeE-like. Lineage: Eukaryota; Metazoa; Mollusca; Bivalvia; Pectinida; Pectinidae. The record is from RefSeq and is a predicted model, not a curated record. Gene Ontology annotation, cellular component: plasma membrane.
ACGCAUGAGUCGGUAUCUGUUUCUGCCAGUCAUCCGCGGUGUAAACAAAAGACGAGGAAUGAGUCUAGCACAUUUCCAGAUGUUCUGACUAGGUGCAUUAAAUCCCAAAGACUCGAAAUGGCGUCGACACGACCUAGAACACGGUCCCAGACAAACGGCAACGUGGGAAUCAGCUUUCCACGGUUAGAAGCAAGGUCGUCGGCUUCCAAAGAAAAUGGACUGAUGCCAUCAGUGAUGGUCGCAUUCAAAGGCAGUGUUUCGGCACUAUGUGGAUUAGUGUUUGGAAUCGCUGUUGAAAAAUCAAGGGUAUUUGAGCCUGCAGUUGUUACAAACCAGAUGCUAUUCCGCAAGUUCAUAAUGAUGAAGGUGUUUUUGACAUCGCUCACAGUGGGUAUGUUUUUCCUGUCGGUACUGUCCAUCUUGCCACUUACAAGAAAGAAGUACCUUUUGUCGAGGGCAGCUUUCAUUGGAGGCCUCAACCAGAAGGGUUACUUUGGUAUCUCUGUUGGAGGUUUUAUCCUUGGCUCAGGAAUGGCUGUUGUUGGAACGUGCCCUGGACUUGUUGGAAUACAAAUGGGAGGUGGUGUUCACAACUCAGUGUUUGCACUAGCUGGAGUUUUAACAGGAACUGUACUGUAUGGUGUGACAGAGCCAAUUGUGACCAGUCUUACAGAUCCUACCACACCUAUCAAGUACCACUUUUUGUACCAAUUGAUGGGCUCCCCUCCAUUCAUCAUUUCCUUCCCCGUGUUCUCCAUGCUGGGAAUUGUAGUUUUCUCCCUCGAGAUGAUGUACCCAUGGCAGUAUGAAGUCGCAGUACAAGCCUCAGACAUGGUUGGCAAGCCUAUGCUAGCAAUGCCCUGCUGGCACCCCUACAUCUGUGGAACUUUGAUUGGGUGUCUCCAAGUGCCACUUGUGCUGUUCCUCAAUACUACAUUAGGAGGAAGUAGAUGCUACUGUACUGUGGUGUCACAAGGCAUUGUCAACAACUCCAUGAAGAAAUUAUCGCCUUACCUUGCCAAGUUCAAAAAAGGAUUUGCCAACUGGUGGCAGGUAAUAUUCAUUGGAGGAUCUGCCCUAGGAUCCUAUAUCUCUGCUACAGCUUCAGGCCAGUAUGGUAACGUGGAUGGUGUUUCUCCUGGAGUAGCAUUCCUUGGGGGUGUCAUGAUUAUCUUCGGAGCCCGGAUGGCUGGGGGCUGUACAAGUGGUCAUGGACUUUCAGGAGUGGGACUUCUGAACUUAGCAUCAAUGGCAGCAGUGAUGUGCAUGUUCUCUGGUGGCAUUGUGACAGCCAACCUCCUUGAGCUGAUGUCCUGAAGAAACAACAUUCAUAACCUUUUCUGGCAGCUACUGUUUACAUGUGAAAUGUUUUGUUUUGAUUAGACUUCAGUUUCUGAGGAUUGCUAGAAAGUCUGAAUUCAGAGAGAUUAUGAGCCAUCUAAUAGGCAUCUAUAUACAAGGCAUAAAAUCCUUUAGCUAGAGCUGGAUAUCCAAAAACUUGAAAUAAAUAGAAUAUUUUUUAAAACCAAUAUUCUGUGUAUUGUCACUGACAGGAUCCUACAAAUAUUUAGGAUAAGAUAAAAAAAGCAUUUUGUGUUAAAAAAUUCCCCCUAAAUAGCUUUGUCAUUUCUAAGUCUUAUAAGGACCAUCGCACCAAUAAUUGUAUAUCCUCCAUAUGCCCCAAGAGGCUCAUAUAUCAUUAUUUGUGCAAGGAGGGAGCUAUUGUGACAGCUAGAGUUGGGACUGCAGGAUGAGUUUAUUUUUUUUUUCUAGCCUUUCAUAAUUUAUUAUUAUCACAGUAUAGUGGUGAUUGAUAAGGAAGGAUGCCAGCUCAUGAUCACUCUGAGAGAAGCCAGACCAUUGAUGAAUCCAGAGAAAAGCAACAUCUCAAUUAUAUCUUAUAUGUCACUUUAAUAGAUGUAUAUCAACAUCCAGCCCUAUCUUAAGUUCUCAGAAGUGAUUAAAAUAGGAAUGUUAUCUGAAUUUGACUUAUUCCCAAAUAUCGGCUUCAUUGAAAACCCUAUUUAACAGCAGUGCAUAUAUAUGCUUAAAUAGUAUAGAGUAAGAGAAAUUCAUUAUGUGAUUGGUUUACUCAGGGAAGAUUUGUUAUUACUUCUACUUCCUUGAUAUUUGAUACGCAAUUGAUUUUCUUAUUAUUGUAGUUUGUAUGUACUUUGAAGCACGAGAGGUAGAGUAUGAAAUGUGAUAAAAAUGUGAUGAUGCAAUGAAUUUUAAUACUGUACCAACAUUUUAAAAUCAUAUCAACAUCAAGAUUCUGUGAUUUAUUUGGCUGAAUUUAAUUGAGAUGCGAUGUUUGUUGCCUAAUUUGACUUUAUAUAUAUUUGUAAGAAUGUAGUAGAAUUAUCAUUUAUUUUCCUGAAAAGAUCUUUGCAUUUGCCUUUUAAAUGUUGUGAAUAAUUCUUAAUUUGGUAUUCUUUUACACCUCUGUCAGGUAUAUCUUUUGACAUGAAUGCCCUGUAAAUGUUAUUUGAGCUUUACAAGAGAAACCCUGUUCUGUAUUUGUGAACUGGUUCUGUAUUUGUGAAGCCCUUUUGUGACGGGUAUGUGUACAUAAGAUACCUCUGUUACGUAUUAAAUAACUAUUGCAAUUGUAAUACGCUCAUUUUCAGUGCAAUCAUAUUGUUAUUCAAAUAUAGCUAUAUACUGUUGUAUAUUAAACUUCAAAGGUAUUUGCUAAAUAAGAUUCUCUCAUUCGAAUGGAUUUGUUUCUGAUAACCUGUUUUACUGCUUAAAUUAUUUGCAUUAAGUGAAAAUGCUUGAAAAUUCAGAUGCCAGAUUGUCUAGAAAAAAUAUUGUUUUCACAAAUAAUUACUUCAAACAAUGAUAACCUGAUAUUUGAUAAACAAUAUAUCAUUCCAUUUCUUGCAUGAUUUAAUAUGAUGCAAAUUGAAAGGGAGCAUUAGGUGUGCUAUGUUAAUUAAACAUGACAACCAAAUAUUUAUUGAAAGAUUAUUAUAAUGUUUGUGCAAUCACCUAAAAACAUAUUAAAAUAUGAAUGUUGUGUGUGAAUAUAUUGAUACUAUUAUAUUGAUACAACUAACACUAUUAACAGCUGCCACAGCUAGAAAUGAAAUGUGCUGGAAUUAACUGAAGUCAUAGCUAAUGUGAAUUUGUCUAGAAAUUGUUUUGUUUUGCAUUCAGGAAUUAUAUUACAAAUGUGAUAGUGCCUAUAGAAUUCCGUUUGCUAUUUGUUAAUAAAAUAUUUUGCUCUAAA